AUGAGCCGCAUAGAUCCACCACACGAUAAAAAGAAGAAGAAGCCAUCACCGGAGACAGAACCUACAUCUAUAUCGAUCCUAUCACUUCCCGACGAUUUGCUGAUAAACUGCAUAUCCCGAGUCUCUAGACUGUACUAUCACAAUCUCCCCCGCGUCUCCAAACGUUUCCGAUCAAUCCUCCGUUCACCGGAUCUUUACGCAACCCGAUCGCGCCUAAACCGCACCGAGAUGUGUAUCUAUCUUUACCUACGAUUCCCUUUUGAUCCUAAAACGUACUGGCUCACUCUAACCCGUCUACCUAGUCGAAACGUAACCAACGGAUCGAGCGGCUAUUACGUGGAGAAAAUCCCAUGUCCAAACUAUUUGCGUCCUGCUCAGUCGUCGACUCUCGUAGCCGUUGGAUCUGAUAUCUACAAGAUCGGUGGCGCUAAUCAUUUGCAUGAAUGCAAAAUAUGGAAGAGGAACUAUUGUUCAAGCGUCUCUGUCCUAGACUGUCGCACUCACACGUGGCGCCAGGCUCCGAGCAUGCAGAUGAAGCGUAACGCAAAUGCCACAGCGACGUUGUUUGAAGGGAAGAUAUAUGUAGCCGGAGGAUGUGAUGAAAAGUACGUGAGUUACCCUAACUGGAUCGAAGCGUUUGAUCUAGAGACACAAACGUGGGGCCCUGUGACGAACCCUCGUGUUUUUAGACUGUGGGAGGAGGAUAGAGUUAAGGGCUUUGAAGCCAAAAGCGUAUCACUUGAAGGGAAGCUCUACAUUUUUGGGGAUGAGUCUGCGGUGUAUAAUCCUGAGGAAGGUAAAUGGUCAGAGUUAGGAAGGGAGAUGUGUCGUAUGCGUAGGGUAGAAAGAGAGUUGUGUCAUUGCGUGAUUGACGAUGUCUUGUUCUUAUGGGAUAAGCAUAGUAGAGUGUUCAAAUGGUAUGACUCCAAGUCAGAUGAAUGGAAAGAUUUGAGUGGUAUUGAAGGGUUGCCAGAACUUUCGCCCGACCCUCAAGUCUGUCAAGUGGCAAUGGUGGAUCUUGGUGGAAAGAUUGGGUUUUUGUGGGAUCAGUAUUUGUAUGAGACCAAUCAGGAGUGUAGGAUCUGGUGUGCUGAGAUUACGCUUGAAAGACGCGAUGGAGAUGAGAUGUGGGGGAAGGUUGAGUGGUUUGAUUCUGUGCUUAGAACCCACGAGUCUUGUUUUUCGUUCCAUGUUGUUUCUGCUUCUGUUUGA
Eruca vesicaria subsp. sativa (arugula) is the source of this 1212-nucleotide messenger RNA. NCBI's taxonomy places the organism in Eukaryota, Viridiplantae, Streptophyta, Magnoliopsida, Brassicales, Brassicaceae. The record is from the annotation of a GenBank genome assembly.